AUGAAGAAAGAUGUCGUUGGGUUCCCGCAUUUGUCAAAGAUACAUUUUUGGGCUGGAAUGUCAACUACUCAGCGUAGUGAAAGCAUGAAUGCAUUUUUUGAUGGAUAUGUUAACUCAAAGACAAAACUUAAGCAAUUCGUUGAGCAAUAUGAUAGUGCUUUAAGAGACAAGAUUGGGAAGGGGAAUCAAGUUGAUUUUCAAUCUUUUAGCACUUUAAUUCCUUGUGUGACUCAUUUUGUAAUUAAAAAGCGAUUUCAGGCAGUAUCCACUAAUGCAAAGUUUAAAAAGUUCCAAAAAGAGUUGACUGAGAAGAUUUAUUGUGAGGUUUCUUGUGUUGAUGAAAGUUCUGGAUUAUUUGAUGUAUGUGAGGUCUUAUUCUUUGGUGAAGGAAGCAAAGAAGUUCACUUGACAAUUCAUUUCAACAAAGAAAAUAAUGAAGUUCAAUGUUCUUGUCAGCUGUUUGAAUUUAAAGGAAUUUUAUGCAAGCACGCUAUAUCAAUUCUCAUUAGAAUGGGAGUUUCAAAUGUUCCAAUGAAAUACAUUUUGUCACGAUGGAGCAAGAAUUUGAGAAGGUGUCAUACAAAGAUUAAACUUGUUUAUGAUGAUUUACAUAACAAUCCUGAAGCACAACGAUAUCACGAGUUCCAAAGGAAAUUUGACAAAGCGGUUGAUUAG
This is a messenger RNA of Humulus lupulus (European hop), 675 nucleotides long. RefSeq names its product protein FAR1-RELATED SEQUENCE 5-like. The transcript has a single exon. The record is from RefSeq and is a predicted model, not a curated record. Gene Ontology annotation, molecular function: zinc ion binding. Bases 1 to 675 code for a protein of 224 amino acids. Lineage: Eukaryota; Viridiplantae; Streptophyta; Magnoliopsida; Rosales; Cannabaceae. Gene Ontology annotation, biological process: regulation of DNA-templated transcription.